Molecule: messenger RNA, 2400 nt
Organism: Symbiodinium natans
Lineage: Eukaryota; Dinophyceae; Suessiales; Symbiodiniaceae
Source: the annotation of a GenBank genome assembly
AUGCUUGUGGAUGCAUCUUAUGCGAUGUGGGAGGCAUGGGUCUAUCUGGACAAACUGGCCUCCGAGUCUCCGUGCCAUGGAAUGAUGCGGCAGAGGCGGCACGAAGCAGGUCGACUUGGCCUCGUGCUUACUUCGCUGGCCUUUCUGUUGUGGAAAGCGCUGCCGGCGCUGCCUGCCAGCCCGACAAGCCCAGCCUUUCUUUGCGGACCAAGACCCGGAGGACCGCGACAGCCAAAUGACUGCCUCGUAGCACGCAGACCUCAAGUACGAGGCAGCGUCACUCGGAUCACUCGGUCAGCAGUCUUCAGCGUCCUAGCCGAGGAAGUGAACAAUCGGCCAGUUUUCUUCUUCGGAGAGGUGCUCAUCAUCGUUGUGUUGUCGGCAGCCUUUGAGAAGGCAGAAAAAUGGCUUCGCAAGAAACUGAAAGCCAGCGGUGACACUACCGGAGGGGAAAUUCUCGAUGCCCUCUUCCGUGAGAUUACCAUUCUGGGUUUUAUCGGCCUCCUCCUAUUUGUUCUGACGCACUUGUUACCAGAAGAUGGUCCUUUGAUAGACUGGGGUACAGAGGAGUUCAACAUACUUCCAGAAACCUUUGAGUAUGUCCACAUGGCAACAUUCUUGCUUCUGGUUGUGCUGCUGUUUCAAGGGGUCGCUGUCCUAAGAAUUUCGCGUGAAACAGCACGAACAUGGGCCUAUUACGAAAGCACCCGGGCUUUUGGGAAAGAUCCGCUAUCAAUAGAAUCGCUGCUGGUUUCAGAAGGCUACUUGCAGCGAUCUGCGUCUCCUGACGACAGGUCUGACCAGUUGGAGAUUGAUGAGUCUAUGUCUAAGAUUGAGCUGAGAGCGCUCAAGAAGUUUUCCUAUGGUGAGACAGUUGUUGAACGGGCGGCGCUUCGUAGCAAGUAUGUUCACAAGCUGAUCAUGUGGCGAGCUGUUCGUCAUGGCUUUCUUUUUGAAGGUGCUCAGAGUGAACUUCUCGCUUCGGAAGGAGUUAUCCCUGGGCUCUUCAGCUUUGAAGCCUUUUUGGAACAGCAGCUGGCCCAAAUCGUUUUGUCUUUGGUGGAGGUGGACGUGCUGACGUGGUUGUAUGCCCUUGUGCUAGUGGGCCUGGUGACAGGAGUUUGCCUCUCUCUUGACUGGCUGAAUGGACAAGCCAUGCAAUGCUUUUGUUCUUGGACCCUUGCGGCAUUUGCUUUUGCCCUCUCAAUCGUCUUGGAGGAGGACACUUACGAGUUAACUCCACGAGUACCUGAGGAUCCUCGACAAAUUCUCCGCAUGUUCUCCGGGACAUCCAUCCAGAUGCUGCGGAGGGCAUCAUUCCUGGAUUCCACACUGGCACCGGGUGAAAGCCGGGGAGGUAGGCGGUACCGCCCACACUGUCCAGGAGUGGAAGGUUCGGAGGUACCCCGCAUCCAAGAAGCCAAAAAGCAAGAGCCGAGCAACUUUAUGCUUGUCCAAGAGUACACGGGUGUUUUCAAGCUGCUUUGCUUCCUGCAAGCAGCCAUUGUUUCUUCUCUCAUGGUGGAUUGGUUGAACGGCAGUAUCCAUGGCUGGGACCGAGUGGUACCUUUCACACUUGCAUGGGCAGAAUGGCCAUUGAUGCUAUAUGUGCUGAUUCCAGACUUAGUUCGUCGUCUCACUGUCAGAGCUGUUGUGACACGCACUCGAUCCGACAACUGGUUUGUCGAUAAGCAACGUGGUCUUGUGAGGAAGGUCAGAAUCACUGGUAUUGAAGGGCUCCUGCGUGGCUGCACGCGGCUGAUCCACUUGCAGGGCAUGGAAGCUAGAGCCGUGAUGAACGGUGAGCCUUGGGCCCAGAACAUGGCCAUUGCCCAGGCUUUGACAGGACGAUCUGCGGAGUCUUUGAAUAAAAUUGCACAUGCAGAUGCCAUUGGCAAGGUGAAACGAGGAGGCGACAUCUUCGACCAGCUCCCGUCAGGCUUCAAAACCGAAGUGUUUAGUGUGUUCGCCAGUUGGGAUGCCCGAAAUGAUGGCUCUGUUGCCGCUUCUGAGCUGGCCAAAAACAUGGAGUUGAUGGGCUUUAUGGCAACAGCCGACCGCGUUGCUCGCAAUCUGAUCAGGCUGGUGGAUGAUGAUGGAAGUGGACUGCUCACUUGGAGGAAAUGCAGAAGCCUGUUCAUGCUGGCCACAGCGGCCCGCCCCGUGGAGGAACGGCGGCGAGAUCUGGAGACCUUCUUUUCAAGAAUCCAGAAGGAGACUCCUCACCGUGCAACUGUCUUUGAGAUUGCAACAGCUCUGCCACUUCAGAUCAGCCCCGAUGAUCUGGCGACUUUGAUGUAUGUGCAUUUUGGACGGGUCAAACCGUCUGUCACCAGAGCCGAGUUCAUUGAAUGGAUCGAAGCCAUCGAGGAAUCCGGGAUCCUCACCAAAAAAGCAUGA